CUAAGAUCCGCACAAUUCAAUACACCAACCCUUUUCAAAUUUUCAUUCCUUUUUUUAUUGGUCUCUUUUUUUUUUUUUUUCCCCAUUACCCGCUUCUAUUGUUUCUUCGUUCCUUGUUCUUUCUCUCUAUCCAUUUUCUGACACCGAUCUCUGCGACCCUUUUGCAUUUCCUCGUGAUUCGUGAUUUUAAGAGUUGGGUCCUUCGUAAUUUUUUGUCUUGUUCAUGAGAUUUCUUCUUCUUCUUCUUCUUUUUUUGUUCUGUUCGACCCAUCAUCAUUUGUUUUUUGGGGUGCAUGUCACCCUGCUGACCCCAAUCUAGAAAGUUGUCAAUUGGGGUUGUUUUCGAAAAUUUGGCUUUAUUGUUGGAAAGUUGAGCACUUUUGUGUCAUUUACCUUGUUGGGUUUGUGGGAUAUUAUUUGGGGUGGUGGUUUCUUCUUCUUCUUCUUCUUCUUCUUCUUUUUUUGUGUGUGUGGGAUUUGUGGUGUUUCAAUGGGGUGUUUGGAUGAUGGGAGUUUCACUGUUGAGCUUGAAAAUGGAGUGAGCAUUGGUUGUGCUGAAGUGGGUUUGGAGGAAGAGGGGAAUGGUGUUGCCAUUGAAGAUGCUGUGAAGGUUUUAUUGAUGGGUCUUGGGGAAGAUAUAAACAGGGAAGGUCUUAGAAAGACACCACUUCGUGUUGCCAAGGCCCUUCGUGAAGGAACCAGAGGUUACAGACAAAAGGUGAAGGACAUUGUUCAAGGUGCUUUAUUCCCUGAAGCUGGUUUAGAGAAUAGAGUUGGUCAUGCAGGUGGAGCAGGUGGACUUGUGAUUGUCCGAGAUCUUGACUUGUUUUCCUAUUGUGAGUCCUGCUUGCUUCCAUUCCAGGUCAAGUGUCAUGUGGGUUAUGUACCUUCUGGUGAAAGAGUUGUCGGUUUAAGUAAGCUCUCUCGUGUUGCUGAUGUAUUUGCAAAACGACUCCAAGAACCUCAACGUCUCGCAGAUGAGGUAUGUUCUGCUUUGCAUCAGGGAAUAAAGCCGGCAGGUGUUGCCGUCAUACUUCAAUGUACACAUAUCCACUUUCCAGACAUAGAAUCAGUCUUUCUUGACUCAAACCACCAAGGAUGGGUGAAGAUACUUGUUUCCUCAGGUUCUGGGGUUUUUGAAAACAAUAAUGCAGAUGUAUGGGCUGAUUUCUAUAGUCUUCUUAAAUUUAGAGGUAUUAAUACGGAAAAAAUUCAUUUUAGAGGAUCAUCUUAUACAUGCUGGUGUCCUUCUCAGUCUUCUCUUUCUGUCAAAGUUUCCUCCAAAAUCGGACCACUCAAUCCCGUAAUGAUCACUGCAGUAGCUUCAAUUAUCAAAUCUUUGGGAGAAGAUCCAUUGAGGAAGGAGCUUAGAGGGACUCCAAGUAGUUUUGUGAAAUGGUUGAUGAACUUUCAACAUAGUAACUUAGAUAUGAAGCUUAAUGGUUUUCUUUGUGGUGGGAUGGAUUCUUUAAAAGUCAAUGAGGAGGUUAACUACAAAGACAAAAAAAUAUACACUGAGCUGAACUUGCCUUUUUGGUCACAAUGUGAACAUCACUUACUUCCAUUUCAUGGUGUUGUUCACAUAGGAUACCUCUUAUCUGAUGGAUUUAUUCCUAUUGGAAAAUCUCUUUUACUAUCAAUAGUACAUUUUUAUGGUUUCAAGCUCCAAGUUCAGGAAAGGCUUACAAGGCAAAUAGCUGAAACCAUUUCCCCAUUGUUAGGUGGAGAUGUCAUAGUAGUUGUAGAGGCAAGCCACACAUGUAUGAUUUCUAGGGGAAUUGAGAAGUUUGGAAGUAGUACAGCUACCAUUGCUGUGUUAGGACGAUUUUCGACAGAUUUUAGCGCAAGGGCUUCGUUCUUGCAGAGUAUUCCAAAUCCUACAUCUUCCGGAGGGCAAUGAUUCUUGUUUGAGCUUAUUUGAAAUAAUUUAGCAUUAGUUACAAUCAUUCUUUGCAUUUUGAAAUUUCACUAUCUGCAGUGUUCAGCAGAAGAUAUCCUUUUAUGGGUAAUUCUCAUGAAAUUUUUAAGUUGCUCAAAUUUUUGCUUGUAUGACACAUUCACAGUCAGAAAUUUUUCUAAUGAUUGACAGUCAGAUCUUGAUCUCUGUCUUCUCGAGUCUUCUACAUGCUUAUUAUAC
Molecule: messenger RNA, 2137 nt
Organism: Gastrolobium bilobum
Lineage: Eukaryota; Viridiplantae; Streptophyta; Magnoliopsida; Fabales; Fabaceae
Product: GTP cyclohydrolase 1-like
Exons: 2
Coding region: 491-1900 (469 amino acids)
Biological process (GO): tetrahydrobiopterin biosynthetic process; tetrahydrofolate biosynthetic process
Cellular component (GO): cytoplasm
Molecular function (GO): GTP cyclohydrolase I activity; GTP binding; zinc ion binding
Source: RefSeq, a predicted model, not a curated record